Molecule: messenger RNA, 3006 nt
Organism: Cucurbita pepo subsp. pepo (vegetable marrow)
Lineage: Eukaryota; Viridiplantae; Streptophyta; Magnoliopsida; Cucurbitales; Cucurbitaceae
Molecular function (GO): DNA binding
Source: RefSeq, a predicted model, not a curated record
UCUUCAGUCUUCUUGUAGCUACAUCACAAUGUCUCUUCCUUCUUCUUCAUUUACAGCUUUUCUUCUACUCUGAAUUCCAUCGCCAUUUUUGCUGUUCUUAUCCUUCUUCAUCUUCUUCGCAUAACUUCCUUGUUCUCCAACUGAAGUUUAUGUUGUAUUUGUUUUGAUUCGGAAUUUGGACGGAACGGACUGGUUUUUCUGGUCGCGAUCGGAGUUUAAUCUCUAUAUCUAUGUUUUUCCAGCUUCUCUGUUUUUUCCACUGUUUAUUGUUUUCGGUGUAAUUUGUUCUUGAAUCAGUUGUCUCCAUAUUGGCAGCAGGGCGAUUGAUCGGGUUUGUUUGGUUUCUGCGUAACCAGGAGCUGUUUGAUGUUAAGAAUGAAGUUGUUGUUCAUAGUUUUGUUGUCUUGUUCUUCUCCACUUUCGCAAUCGAGGAAUUAGUUGUUCUUUUGUUGCUCUUGUACGGACGUAAUAUCGUUUCGUUUCUCUGAAGUCUACUGCGGCGAAUCUGAUUCCCGUUGUUUUCCUAGGCUUGAAGCCCUAGACAUUGGUUCAGUGGCUGGUCGCUCAAUUUUAGGGUUUUGAAGCAUUUGACCUUGAUAUUUUGGUUUAGAGUCAUUUACUCCUGACUUGAAUAAGGAUAUUUAACCGUGGAAGUGGAACAAAAUCAGUUUCAUAUCAAGCUUUUGAACGCAAACUGUCGAUUAUUUGGCUAUUUAGGGGUUGUUGAUUCGGAUUGUUAAAGAGUACAGAGGAUUUCUUGGUUACUGUAAAUUGAACAGCAAUCAACUUCUUGAAGACAGAGGUGUUUGUCUCCGUUAAAGCAGAGGAAGACAAAAUUUUCCAUGGGUGCUGCAGGCGUCAAUUACAAGUAUGAAUAUUCCGUUUCUUCUCCUUCUCUGCUAUCACCUUUCGAAACGUAAUUUGGACCAAUGAUUCGUUUGGUCCGUUUUUGUACCUUGAAAGCUUUCAGAUCUUGUUAAUUAUUGGUAUGAGAAUCGAGAAAUAAUAGGAGAACGUGUUUUACAUUUCUUUUUUCAUCUGUCCAUGUGUUGAAUUUGAUGAGUUUUGGUCAAUAUUGAAAUCUGAGCCAACAGAAUUGUACAGUCAGGCUAAAGUUUGGCCUCCUACAAUUACUCUUGAAAAGUUUCCCGAAUAUCUCUGCGAAAUGUUAGAAUUUCUUUUUCUCAUUUUAGUUCUUCGUUUUAGAGUUUGUACUUUUCACGAAACUGGGUAGAUAUUUUCCCCAUUGGUUAAGAAGUUUAUACAGGGCCUCAGGGGAGAGUGAAGAAAACAUAAAACCUUUACUUGUCUCCUCAACAUUUUUUCAGUUAAUUAUCGCUUGCAUCUGUUCUUGAUCAUACCCUUGAAUUUGCAAUUGGAAUUUGGAAUCUGGAAUCGUGCUAUAUUAUCAUCCUAUUCACCAUUUUUGGUUUGGAUAAUUCUGGGAAUUUUAACAUGAACACUGGUGGAGGUCUCUGUUCUAACAACAUGAAUUCAGCUGUUUAUGAAUCAACUGUGACUCCUGAUCAACACUCUUCAGCAAAUGUCCAAUUGAAGGAAUUUGCACCCAAGGCAAGGAAACCUUACACAAUCACAAAACAAAGAGAAAGAUGGAAAGAAGAAGAACAUGAUAAGUUCAUAGAAGCUCUGAAGCUUUAUGGCCGUGAUUGGCGACAAAUAGAAGAGCAUGUGGGUACCAAGACAGCAGUUCAGAUUCGUAGCCAUGCUCAGAAGUUCUUCUCCAAGGUCACGCGUAAUUCAACUGGAUGUAGCACAAACUUAGUAGGAUGCAUUGAGAUUCCUCCGCCACGUCCGAAACGAAAGCCAGCGCAUCCAUAUCCCCGUAAAGAAGUAGCUCAUUCUCAUAAGCUAUCCUCCAUUUCAGAACAGACAAGGUCUUUAUCUCCACAGCUUUCAGAUAAAGAAUGCCAGUCUCCGACAUCAACCGUCGUAGCAGCGACGAGUGGUUCGGAUACGCUAAUGUUGGCCAAUUCAAGGAUUCAUCAUGAUAGUGCAUCUCCAGAUUCAUCUGUUCCAUCUUCAUUGGACAAUGAGUCUCCAACAGCAGCAGCCCCAGUACCAGAAAAUUCAACUCUCCAUGAGAAAACUUCAAAGAACCUGGAGUUAUUUGCAAAGGAUGAUAUCCAUGAAAAAGAUGACUCUACAAAAGAACCAUCACUCCAAAGUCUUAAGCUCUUUGGAAGAACUGUAUUAAUAUCAGAUCCCCACAAGCAAACUCCACCCAUAGAGACCUGUUCAUCCAGGGCCGACUCUAAACCAGGGGAAAACCAAAAACAAAUAUCACCAAGGAAAUCUCCUACACGAAAUCCAGAGAGCACUUGGAAUCAUGGAGCUUUCUAUUUCAUACAACGCAAUAGUGUCGACUCGAAUCAAGGCGCGGGUUCUACAGUCCCGGUAUCAUGGUGGAGUUCUUAUAACAGUUAUCCACUAUCUUUUGUACACUGUUUUAAUCAAGCACAUUCGAAUCCAAGUCGAGAAGUCGAUGAUAGGGAAGCCCACAAGGAUCAAUCAUGGUGCGGGUCGAACACGGGAUCGUUAAACAGUGGGGAAAAUGAUAUCCAAAGCAGCAGCAGCAGAGUAUUUCAGAGUAGAGAUGAGAUGAUUGGAAAAGCAUUGUCUUGUGAAUUAAUAAGUAGCCAUGAAAAGAACACCAAAGGGUUUGUGCCAUACAAAAGAUGCAUGACAGAGAGAGCAACACAGUCCCAUACAAUCACAGAUACAGAGAGGGAGGAGAAGAGGAUUAGGCUUUGCUUAUAGAUAAAUUUUGUACAGCCAUUAAGGAGAAGCAGAAGAGGCUUGGUAAAGUUUUGUUUAAAUAUAUAUAUAUAUUUUUUAACAAUGCCAUUUUUUAUAAUUUUUUUUCCUUUGUUCAUAUUAUACAUAAUUAUAUUCCUUCUUGUUUAUCUAAAUAAUUUUGUCAAUUUUUGUAAUUUUUGUAACCGUAAAUUCUCGGGAAAUUAAUAUUCUAUUUUGAUUCAAAACUUA